AUGUUCAGAUAUGUGGACCCCAAGCUGGAGGCAGUAUUUCCAGUGAAGGGCCCCAUGUCUGGUGGCACCAGGCUGACUAUGAGAGGGAAAGAUCUUAAUGCUGGCAACCUGGACAAUAUCAGCCUAACCAUGGGAGAGGAAAUGUUGCCUUGUAUUGUUGAUAGAAGUACAAUUGGCAGCCAUUCCACCAUUUGUACCACUCCAGGGGUCAGUAGGCCAAAUGUCGUGACCUCUGUCAGGAUAUUUUUUGACGGCAGUGUGAGAAUGCUGGAUCAGGGCCCCUUCACAUACACUGAGGACCCUGUGGUGGACAAGAUAGUGCCACUAACCAGCUUUGUCAGCGGAGGUCGGAUGUUGACAGUCACUGGGAGGUAUUUUGACUCAAUUCAACAGCCAAAGAUGUUUGUGUGGAACGGGAAGGAAAAGUCCCAAACAACGGAUUGUCUCCAUAUACCAGAAAUGUCCAGUACUACAUUAACAUGUCCAUCGCCAAGAGCGCCUAACGGGAUUCAUCCAACGCCUCCAGACACUUCAGGUUCCUUGCGCCUGAAGAGACAGUCUGAUAUCAAUACUAUCGCGAAGAUUGGCUUUAUAAUGGACGGAGUGUUGGGAGUGCAGAAUUUAACCAACAUCACUUCUUCUAUUCAAUAUGUUGUGGAUCCGUUGUUCCAGAAUUUGACCAGCGACGGUUCUAGUGUGAAAUAUCAAAGUAACACGAGCUUCGUAAUACGUGGACAUUAUCUCAACCUUGCCGCAAGCGAAGCAGAUGUGACUGUUCUGAUUGGUGGGUAUAACUGUGACGUCACGGGUUUGGCCCCCAGUGUUCUCGUCUGCUCACCGCCACAUUUUGACUACGGAGAUAAACUGGUAACUAUACGUAUGGGUAAUUUAGAGUACCAAGUGGGAUAUCUAAACUACGGGGAUCCUCCUGUAGAUCAUCCUACAGUCAACUAUGGCUGGGUAGCCGGGUUAAUUGUCCCUAUUGUUGCUCUAUGUAUAAUUGGAAUCGUAACCGGAGUCAUACUCUAUAAAAGACGUGCAAAAGGCGCUACCACCAAUCACAAAGGCACCAAUGACACGGAGACGCCUUGA
Lingula anatina is the source of this 1092-nucleotide messenger RNA. Its product is annotated as hepatocyte growth factor receptor. Gene Ontology annotation, cellular component: semaphorin receptor complex; plasma membrane. The record is from RefSeq and is a predicted model, not a curated record. Gene Ontology annotation, biological process: semaphorin-plexin signaling pathway; regulation of cell shape; regulation of GTPase activity. NCBI's taxonomy places the organism in Eukaryota, Metazoa, Brachiopoda, Lingulata, Lingulida, Lingulidae. Gene Ontology annotation, molecular function: semaphorin receptor activity; ATP binding; protein tyrosine kinase activity.